Messenger RNA from Trifolium pratense (red clover), 3037 nucleotides. RefSeq names its product protein PHOX1-like. The coding region runs from base 450 to 2555 and encodes 701 amino acids. Lineage: Eukaryota; Viridiplantae; Streptophyta; Magnoliopsida; Fabales; Fabaceae. Gene Ontology annotation, molecular function: protein binding. The transcript is spliced from 3 exons. The record is from RefSeq and is a predicted model, not a curated record.
ACCAUAUAUCCCCUAAAAAGCCAAAUAAGUGGGGGCCAUAAUCACAGCGUUUUCCCAUUUUUGAGUGUCGUUUGGUGCUUUCCCCCCCAAUUUUCCUCCAGAACAAAAGACACCCACCCUUUUAUUUUAGGCCACCCUAUUUUUCAUUUCACACCCCCUUCAAUCCAUCGACGUUGACUUCACAAAAAAGAAAGAAUCAAUCAAAAAUCAAACCCUAACCUUAACCUAUCUCUAUACACAAACACAAGAAAGAAAAAGAAUCAUCACAAUUUCUCAACCCAAUCAUCACAUAAGCAUUUUCCAUAUAAUAAAUACACCAAUCAAUAAAUCAUAAUAAUUCUCUAAAUUUGUUUCAUUUCAUUUCAUUUCAUUUUCAUCUUCAAUUCAAAUAAUAAAUCUCUCUCUUAUUAUUAUCAUUUUGAUUUUGAUUGAUUAAUAUUCAUAGAUCGAUGGGAAAACCAGCUGGAAAAAAGAAGGAACAUCAUGAAUCACCAAAAUCAAAGAACAACAAAGGUGGUGGUGGUGGUGGUUACGAACGUUCAUCAUCAUCAAAAGCAUUAGACGAUGAUACAGCGAUGUUUAUCAACAUGUCACAAGAGUUAAGAGAAGAAGGUAACAAACUUUUUUACCAGAAAAAAGACAAUGAAGGUGCUAUGUUAAAGUACGAAAAAGCCCUUAAACUUCUUCCUAAAAAUCAUAUUGAUGUUGCACAUCUUCAUACAAAUAUGGCUAUGUGUUAUAUGCAAUUGGGUCUUGGUGAGUACCCUAGAGCAAUCAAUGAGUGCAAUCUUGCUUUACAGGUUUCGCCGAGGUAUAGUAAAGCUCUUUUGAAAAGAGCUAAGUGUUAUGAAUCCUUGAAUCGGUUAGAUUUGGCUAUGAGAGAUGUUAGGGUUGUUUUGAAUGCUGAACCCAAUAAUUUGACCGCGUUGGAGAUUCUUGAUAGUUUGAGGAUUACUAUGGAUGAGAAAGGGAUUACGAUCGAUGAGACUGAGAUUGCUUUGGCUGCUUUGCAGCAGGUGGAGGCACCUGCUGCAAGGUUUAGGAAAGUUGUUAGGGAGAAGAUUACUAAGAAGAAGAAAGGACAUAAAGGGGAAGGCGAGGAAGAGCGGAAAAGUAAGAAUGUUGUUGAUGAGAAGAAAAACAAUGUUGGGAAUGUUAAUGUGAAGGGUAAAGAUUCUAAGGAUAAGGAUAGUAGAGAAGUUGUUAAGGAAGAUAAAACGGUUACUAGGACUGUGAAGUUGAUAUACGGAGAGGAUAUUAGGUGGGCGCAGUUACCUGUGAAUUGUAGUAUGAAGUUGGUGAGGGAUGUGAUAAGGGAUAAGUUUCCGGGGUUGAAGGGUGUUCUUGUGAAGUAUAAGGAUAGGGAAGGUGAUUUGGUUACUAUUACUACUACUUCUGAGUUGAGGUUAGCUGAGGGUUGUCAUGUGCUUGGUUCGAUUCGGUUGUAUAUUACGCAGGUGGAUUUGGAUAAGGAGCCACGUUAUGAUGAAAAGCCAAGCAGUGGUGAGGUCAGAAGGGAGAAUGGGGUUGGAGACCGGAAUAAUAAGAUGCUUACUGUGGAGGAUUGGCUUGUUCAGUUUGCGAGGCUGUUUAAGAACCAUGUUGGGUUUGAUUCUGAUUCGUAUCUGGAUAUUCAUGAGGUUGGGAUGAAGCUAUAUUCGGAGGCGAUGGAGGAUGCGGUGACGAGUGAUGGUGCUCAAGAGCUGUUUGAUAUUGCUGCAGAUAAGUUUCAAGAGAUGGCUGCUUUGGCUUUGUUUAAUUGGGGAAAUGUUCACCUGUCUAAGGCAAGGAGGCAAGUGCCUUGUCAGGAGGAAGGGUCGACAGAUGCUUCUUUCGAGCAUGUUAAAGCUGCAUAUGAGUGGGCUAAGAAGGAGUACAAGGAAGCGGAAAUGAGAUACGAAGAAUCUGUGAAAAUCAAACCAGACUUUUAUGAGGGACUCCUUGCUCUUGGGUAUCAGCAGUUUGAGCAAGCAAAGCUAUGCUGGGGUUAUUUACUUGCAAACAAUAAGGAGUUCGAAGUUGGCCCUUUUGAGGAGGUUCUACAGCUCUAUAACAAGGCAGAGGACGGCAUGGAGAAAGGGAUGUUGAUGUGGGAGGAGCUUGAGGAACAGCGGUUGAAUGGACUAUCUAAAUUAGAUAAAUAUAAUUCACAGUUACAGAAAAUGGGUUUGCACGGUCUUUUCAGGGAUGUUUCUUCCGAGGAAGCUGAAGAGCAGGCUUCAAAGAUGAGGAUACAGAUAUAUCUUUUAUGGGGUACCUUAUUGUACGAGCGUUCUGUUGUGGAGUUCAAGCUAGGAUUACCAACAUGGGAGGAAUGUUUGGAGGUUGCAGUUGAAAAAUUUGAACUAGCUGGAGCUUCUACAACUGACAUUGGUGUUAUGAUAAAGAACCAUUGUUCUAAUGAAACAGCAAUGGAAGGGUUCAAAAUUGAUGACAUAGUGCAAGCAUGGAAUGAGAUGUAUGAUGGGUGGCAGUUUGAUGCUCCAACUUUCCGACUUGAACCAUUGUUUCGUCGGCGUGUUCCAAGACUCAAUUACAUCUUGGAGCAAUUUUAAGUUUUCUUCUUUGAUUUGUCAUUCUUUAUAGAGGCAAAAUUAGUGCUUCUAUUUUCUUCUUCAAUAUUUUUGAAGGCUUCUACAUUCCAUUCAAAGACAGGUAUAUUUUCUUCAUUUUGUCAACUCCGUGAUGGGUGCUAUGAUUGAAUUAUUUUUUCGGUAGCAGUUUUGUAGAGAUUGGAAUAUUAGGGGUUAGAAACCCUGGUUAUAGUAUUUGUUUUGCAAUUACAGGGGGGGUAUAUGUUCCGAGGGUUUUUGCAGUUGUAAAAUCAGUACAUGAUUCUAUUUAUUGGUUUGAUUGAGGUGAUGAGUGAUUGGAUUUGUUCAGCUUGCAAACACAAAAAAAAUUCAACUUGCUGGGGUUUGAUGAUUAUCUAUGUUGUUAAAUUGUCAUUCACCCCAUUCUAUUUUUACUGGUAUUGUAUAGCACACUACAUUUGUCAUCAUAUUUAUUGUUAAUGUUGUCUUACAGUUUUUUUUUU